AUGUCCCUGGCGGUGAAGGAGAAGAACCACGUGCGUCUGGUCUUCCUGGGUGCGGCAGGAGUGGGCAAGACAGCUCUGAUCCGCCGCUUCCUGCUGGACACUUUUGAGCCCAAGCACCGGCGGACAGUGGAAGAGCUGCACAGCAAGGAGUACGAGGUGAGUGGGGCCACCAUCAAGGUAGAGAUCCUGGACACCAGUGGCAGCUACUCCUUCCCGGCCAUGCGCAAGCUGUCCAUCCAGAACAGUGACGCCUUCGCCCUGGUCUACGCGGUGGAUGACACAGAGUCCUUCGAGAGCGUCAAGAGCCUGCGGGAGGAGAUCCUGGAGGUGAAGGAAGACAAGUUCCCCCCCAUUGUGGUGGUGGGCAACAAGGCGGAGGCCAACAGAGAGAGGCAGGUGCUGACUGAGGAUGCCCUGUCCCUGGUGGAGCUGGACUGGAACAACCGCUUCCUGGAAGCAUCGGCCAAGGAAAACGAGAAUGUGGUGGAAGUCUUCAGGGAGCUGCUGCAGCAAGUCAACCUGCCCAGCCGGCUCAGCCCGGCGCUGCGCAGGAGGAGGGAGACCUUCCCAAAGGAGAACGCACUCAGACCACCCAUGAACAAGACCAACAGCUGCACUGUCUGCUGA
Messenger RNA from Emys orbicularis (European pond turtle), 627 nucleotides. Its product is annotated as GTP-binding protein Rhes-like. NCBI's taxonomy places the organism in Eukaryota, Metazoa, Chordata, Testudines, Emydidae. Bases 1 to 627 code for a protein of 208 amino acids. Gene Ontology annotation, molecular function: GTPase activity; GTP binding. The transcript has a single exon. The record is from RefSeq and is a predicted model, not a curated record.